UGCCGCAAGAAAGGCGAGCGUUUCUGUACUACAUGCAAUUUAGUGAAGUAUUGUAGCAAAGAAUGCCAGGACGCACACUGGGAUAGCCACCAAAAGGACUGCAAGUCUGAAAUCACGCUCGUGACGUGGCUUCCUGAAUGUAUGAAGGACGACGAGGUCGAAAAGCGGCAGCAGAAAGCAGAAGCACAGGCGAACAGCAAGAGAAAAAUAACUGGAGCAAUCGAAUACCACCUGGGUAGUACAGGCUUGCCGAAGAGGGGAGAUAAACCUUGCUACCACAAGUACCUGAUAGGUAAUACCCCUGCCUACGAUAUCGUCAAUCUCUCCGAGGUCGAAGGCCUGGACUGGAAGCACGAUCUCGACAUCCUUUUCGCAGCUUCGGGAGAUUUGAGGAACGUUAUGAAGACCGUCGUAUCGCUUCCAGAUAGUUACCGCAAUCGAUGCAAUGUCCACGUUAAUGACCGUGACGAAUACGUCGUGUUCCGAGCCAUCAUGAUACUGUUGCUUGUGUUGCUCUACCCAGAUGGGAAUGCCAGCGAGUUGGUGCUGCACUUGUGGUACUCUGGCCGCCUUCCACAAUCAAUGUACAAGAGAGGGAUCACGGAUUGGUUGAUUCCAAAGCUCUCAGAAGCCUUUGCCAAAUCUCUAAAUGAAAAAGCUCCACCUGACAAGGUUUUCGCGCACUCCUUCACCAAUGGUACAUCUACUGUCACCGUGCGGCUGACAUCACGGAUGUGGCUGAAUAUGCUGGUCGUGCUCGAGAGACCCAAGGAAACAGAAUUGGGCGAAGAGGUUCGCCUGGAGUGCAUGCUCACUGCCGAACCUGAGAAACCAUGGGUUCAAUAUAAUAUGCAUAUGAAAGAUCCGGCAUAUCGGCUUGGUGAGCUCCGGUACCGAACGACUGGCUUGCUUCUUCCCUUUGGAGCUAGGGACGAGCAUUUUGACACAAUGAAUCCGACCUUCUUCGAUCUCCACUGGAAUUAUCUGGUGGCAAUAGAGCCUCUUCCAGGAGCAUCUUUGAAUGACCUCAAGCGUUGUCGGACAACACUUGGCCUUCCAGAGUGCGACGUCUAUGGUGCAUUCUUCUACCAUCAGCGCGACUUGAUCGAGAAAUUCGACAACUCCUUGUCCGAUCGUCCAGUCAACAUUGUUCUAUACAAUCAGGAUGCAAUUGAACUCGCGGGCCAGACAAAGACACAAAUGUCCGACAGAGGUUCCGAAGGGCAAUUCGAUCGAAUUGAUCUUUCCAACGCUCUAGAUUCUGCGUACAUCGGUACCAAACAAGCGUUGAAGACAUUCAUACCUCUUCUGAAGGCAAAGAAAGUGAAUCCGAGCGCAACCUUGCUG
Mollisia scopiformis is the source of this 1347-nucleotide messenger RNA. RefSeq lists its product as uncharacterized. The transcript is spliced from 4 exons. The annotation marks the transcript as partial. The record is from RefSeq and is a predicted model, not a curated record. NCBI's taxonomy places the organism in Eukaryota, Fungi, Ascomycota, Leotiomycetes, Helotiales, Mollisiaceae.